GCGCUACACUGCGCCGGGCGGGGAGCGCAGCCCCGCGGGCCGCCCGGGGCCCCGAUCCAGCCUGGCCCCGAUCCCCGCGUCGCGGGGCCGCAGGCCGGAGGCCAGGGGGAUGGCCGCAGCGGGCUCUGCUCAGGUGGCGUUCGAGGACGUGGCGGUCUAUUUCUCCCCGGAGGAGUGGGCGGCGUUAGCGGAAUGGCAGCGGGAGCUGUACCGGGCCGUGAUGAGGGAGAACUACGAGCUGGUGACCUCGCUGGGGUGGCCUGCUGUCAAACCAGAGAUCCUAUGUAAAAUUGAGCAAGAAGAAGAGCCGUGUGUUGGAGACCCUCCGCAUCCCAGAGAGUGGGGGACCCCCCAAAGCUUCUGGUCAGUAGAUGAUGGAAUCAGGAUUAAAAAGGAGGAGCAGGAGGAAGACACAGAGACCCCGGAACCGCCCAGUGCGUCCUCGGGAAAGUUGGAGGAAGGGAGCAGCCCGCCACAGUGUGUGAAGAAGAAGAAGAGCGGCCUGGCUCGAAGCAAAUCCCGCCAGAAGCUGCGAAGCCGGGUGGCGAAUGCUCAGGACAAACCCCUGAGGGCUCCUCCCCAAAAAGCCUCGCUAAAGAAGAUUCCCCCGACAUGUCCGGAGUGCGACAAAAGCUUCAAGAGUAACACAGCCCUGACCAUCCACGAAAGGAGUCACACGGGGGAGCGGCCCUUCAAAUGCCCUGAGUGCGGGAAGGGUUUCCCAUCCAAGGGGGACCUGAAGAGACAUCAGAAAACCCACAUGGGAAAGGAGGAUGUUGCCCCCGAGAGAGGGAGGAGCCUUUCUGAGAAGCUGCAGAGAAGCCCUCAGGCACCCAAGCGGCCGUACACGUGCGCUCAGUGCGGGAAGAGCUUCAACAAGAGCAGAGACCUCAAAAAGCACCAGCGCACCCACACGGCGGAGAGGCCAUUCCUGUGCCUGCAGUGCGGGAGCAGCUUCCGGCUCAAGCAGAUCCUCGUGUCCCACCAGAAAGUGCACAGGGGAGUGAAGCCGUUCCAGUGCUCGGACUGCGGGAAGAACUUCAGCCAGAAGCACCAUCUCUUGAGCCACCAGCGCACCCACACCGGGGAGAAGCCCUUCUCCUGCACUCAGUGCGGACACAGGUUCAGCCAGAAGCACCAUCUGAUCAGCCACCAGCGCAUCCACACGGGGGAGCGGCCCUUUGCCUGCCCCGAGUGCGGGAAGAGCUUCAAGGACAAGAAAACCCUCAUCAUCCAUGAGCGGAUCCACACAGGCGAGAGGCCCUACAAGUGCAACGAGUGCGGGAAGACCUGCAGCCAGAAGCAGCACUUGAAAAGCCACCAGAGGGUGCACAGGGGCAAGAGGCCACGUGGCAAAGGGGAGGAAGGCCUGGAGGAUGACGUGGGUUUCUGCCGCCAGAAGGUCCCGGCAGAGGAGAAGCCAUAUCAGUGUGCGGAAUGCGAGAAACGGUUCCGGGACGAGCGGAUAAUGCUGGCGCACCAGAGAACUCACACUGAGCAGGCGCUGCUGAAGAGCACGAGGACAGGUGCCAGUCGGAGCCCACAGCCCGUGGUCCAGCAAACGCCCUGCACCAGCACCCCGCAGUGCAGGGCAAACGUUAGCCAGAAGCCACCUCUGAGAGCCCAACAGGGAACCCUGGCUGGCAAGAGACCUUUGGUGUGCAAUGAGUGUGGGAAGAGGUUCAUGCAGAGCAAACGCCUUGUGCUACAUCAAAGGAGCCACACGUGGGGAUGCCCGGGUGCCCCCGCGCGGCUCCCCGGGAGAGCCGGAGACCUCCGCGCCCGAGCUCCGGGGGCUCCCCGAGCCCAGCUCCGCGCCCCGCGCAGCGCAGCGCAGCGCAUCCCGCCGGCGGCUGCCCGGAGCUCGGCGAGCUUCGUCCCGACGCGCCUGCCCGGCCGAGCCCGGGGGACGAUGCCCGGCGGGGGCCGGGCGCAGGUGCCGGUGUCGUUCGAGGACGUGGCGGUCUAUUUCUCCCCGGAGGAGUGGGCGGCGUUAGCAGAAUGGCAGCGGGAGCUGUACCGGGACGUGAUGAAGGAGAAUUACGAGCUCAUCGCCUCCUUGGGGUGUCCGGGUGCCAAACCAGAGAUCAUCUGUCAGAUGGAGUGUGGGGAAGAGCCGUGUGUGCGGGAGCCCCAGGGCUGGAGAGAGAGGAGAACCCAGAGCCCCUGCUCAGCAGGAGUUGGCAUCACCAUUAAAAAGGAGGAGCAGGAAGAGGGAUGUCGUGGUCAGGAAGAUCCCGAAGCCCUGGCACCGCGGGGGACCGUAUCCGGGAUAGUGGGGGAGAAAGGUCUCCAGCUCUUGGAACUAACGAGCUGCAAGAGCGAAAGCGGGUCCCGCCGGAAGCCGAGAGCCCAGGCCGGAGACCCUCAGGGGAGACGAACCGGGAGGGUGGCAGAGAGGCCUCAUGCGUGCCCGAGCUGUGAGAAGAGCUUCAAGGACAGGACGGCUCUGAUAAUCCACCAGCGGAUCCAUACGGGCGAGAAGCCCUUCGCCUGCGCCGAGUGCGGGAAGCGCUUCACGCAGAAGCAGCACCUCACCACCCACCAGCGCACCCACACCGGGGAGCGCCCCUUCUCCUGCGCCCAGUGCGGCAGCAGCUUCCGGCUGAGGAAGGUCUUCCUGACCCACCAGCGGGUCCACGCCGGGGAGCUGCCCUUCACCUGCGCCGAGUGCGGGAAGAUCUUCAACCACAAGCACCACCUGAUCACCCACCGCCGCACCCACACGGGCGAGCGCCCCUUCCCCUGCGCCCAGUGCGGCAAGCGCUUCACCCAGAAGCACCAUCUGCUGAGCCACCAGCGCAGCCACACGGGCACGCGGCCCUUCUCCUGCGCCCAGUGCGGGAAGAGCUUCAAGGACAAGACGCCUCUGAGCAUCCACCAGCUCGUGCACACCGGGGAGAAGCCGUUCUCCUGCGAGGCUUGCGGGAAGAUCUUCAGCCACAAGCACCACCUGGUGAUCCACCGGAGAACCCACACGGGCGAGAAGCCCUUCACCUGCACCGAGUGCGGCAAGCGCUUCACGCAGAAGCACCAUCUCGUCAGCCACCAGCGCAUCCACACCGGGGAGCGCCCCUUCGCCUGCUCCCACUGCGGGAGGAGCUUCAAGGACAAGAUCACCCUGAAGCUGCACGUCAGGCUGCACACCGGGGAACGGCCCUUCGCCUGCGCCGAGUGCGGGGAGAGCUUCCGCCUGAAGAAGGUGCUGCUCACCCACCAGCGGGUGCACACGGGGCAGGCCCCGCUGAUCUGCACCGACUGCGGGAAGACCUUCAAUCACAUGCAGCGCAUGGCCAUGCACCAGACGAGCCACCACGCCCAGCGGGGGCCGUUCCGGAGAGCCCAGCGCGGGGAGAGCUGCUCGGGGAAACCACAGCUCCGACUGCCCCAGCCGGGCCAGCCCGCCGGCUGCUCAGCGCACGCAGCGACCUUCCAGCCGCCAGCACCCGGGGGCUCCCCCUUGGCAACAGGCGGAGUAAGUCCUGGGCCUCAAUUAUACACGGAGCCGGCCCCGCGGGAUCGCCCCGAAGAAACCAUCUGACUGCGGGGAGCAGGGAAAGCGUCACUCACGAGCGCAGUCCGAACCCCCCCAGUCCCGUGCGAUGGGAGUCAUUAAUCCAGCAGCACGGCGCCGGCGUGAGACAGAAACCGAAGACAGCCCGGCUGUCCCAGCGUAGCCCGGGUCAGUUCCCCUGUAAAACGGUCCGUGCUCAUCAGCGGGAGAGACGCUGCGGACACGGGAAAUAACCCCGCUGUGACAGCCUGACCCUGCGCUGCCCUGUGUGUCUCCUGCUGCCGCAUUGGCCACACCAUUUCAGUGUCCCGACGGGCUGGCCCAGAGCCACCUGUGCCCCACCUCCCCGCCACGCGCUGGGGAUGUCUGUGCCCCGGCUGCUUUACCCGCUGGCUUGUGUCCAGGUCACGCACGUAACAAUAGUAGUGCAGACAGCGCCGCGCAUGCGUCAGAGCAGGCUGAGAACGUCCCCAGGGGCUGGGCUGGGCGUGUCCUGCCCGCACGCAAGCCCCUGCGUCCCUGCGCUCAGCGCUAUUGUUCCCCAGGCUAGCUGGCCAGGCCCAGCUUGUGCUGUGUAGACAGACCCACAGCCUGCUAGCAGGGGGUGCAGGGAAGCAGUGCUGGAGAUCCUCGAGAUCCCUUUGUCUGGGCUGCAGGGCGGGUCCCAGCAGCUGCUCUGUCCCACCCUGUCACGUGCUUAGCGCUGCAUGUACCUGCAUCAGGCAGCCAAGGAGCGUCCACCUGCCCUGCCUGAGCCCCAGAAGAGCGAGAAGGAAAAUAUUUAGCACUUACGCAGCAGAUUCGCAGCCCGCUGCCCACUCAGAGACACACGGAGGGCUGUGGAAAGUGGGAGUCUCUGUUGUAGGACGCGUGCGGACGGAGGAGUCACAGCGUUGCAGAACUAGAGAGGGACAAGCCCAGUUCGGUCAUUCAGUCCCUCUCCCAGGGGCUAGCACUGGAUUGUUUCCCUUCAGCACAUCUCCAGCCCCUUGUCCAGUCCCGUUCCAAGCGGUGGGGCUCCCCCGUCCCUUGGCUGACACCCCCACCCAUGCAUCUCGCUGCCAGGAAGUUACUCCUCAUAUUCAGUCCACGGCUUCCCUUUCUCUGUUACAGCCCGUUCUUCCUAGUCACGUCCAGGUGCCAGUCGUGAAUAUCAUCCCUCUGGUGUGUACGUGCUACGUACCCAUAGACU
Molecule: messenger RNA, 4706 nt
Organism: Trachemys scripta elegans
Lineage: Eukaryota; Metazoa; Chordata; Testudines; Emydidae
Product: zinc finger protein 665-like
Exons: 8
Coding region: 110-3541 (1143 amino acids)
Biological process (GO): regulation of transcription by RNA polymerase II
Molecular function (GO): RNA polymerase II cis-regulatory region sequence-specific DNA binding; DNA-binding transcription factor activity, RNA polymerase II-specific
Source: RefSeq, a predicted model, not a curated record